Dunckerocampus dactyliophorus (ringed pipefish) is the source of this 1080-nucleotide messenger RNA. It is a transcript of the gene mrpl47, whose product is annotated as mitochondrial ribosomal protein L47. Gene Ontology annotation, cellular component: mitochondrial ribosome; mitochondrial large ribosomal subunit. The transcript has 5 exons. NCBI's taxonomy places the organism in Eukaryota, Metazoa, Chordata, Actinopteri, Syngnathiformes, Syngnathidae. Gene Ontology annotation, biological process: mitochondrial translation. Gene Ontology annotation, molecular function: structural constituent of ribosome. The record is from RefSeq and is a predicted model, not a curated record. The coding region runs from base 6 to 887 and encodes 293 amino acids.
UAAAGAUGGCGGCGUCCUCAACAGGACGCGUUUUGAGUCUUUGCAAGCAAUUUCAGAAUGUUUGCCGGAUAUCCUCACAGAUAAAUGUUAAAAAAUGUGCUACUUUGACUAGUCUCAACUCUUAUCUGUGCAGGGAAAAGUCUCCCCUGGUCGGCCGGUGUUGGUACAACCUCAGCAGCCCUGUGCUUCCAUGUCGUUCCUUGCACACAACUGUCAACAGAAGGGGACUGGAUGAGUUCUUUGACCUGCCUGAGAACUGGGGAGAGAGCAGAGUAAAAUCAGGUGAAAGUAAAUGGGAAACUGGUAAAACAGACGUAUGUGCAUGUCAGUGUCCAUAUACAGGUAUUUCUCCCCGCUGGAAUGUUUCCUUUGUGUAUGAUCAUGCUGCAGGAGCACCAUGGACUGCCAAACAACUGAGGGCAAAGAGCAGUGAGGAUUUACACAAGCUGUGGUACGUGUUGCUGAAGGAAAAGAACAUGCUGCUCACACUGCAGCAGGAAUCAAGAAGGCAAAGGCUUCAAAUGCCGAGUCCGGAGAGAAUCAGGAAGGUGGAGCGCUCAAUGAUCAGGCUGGAGACGGUGGUGAAGGAGCGAGAGACUUCACUGCGUCUGCUCCAGACUGGCCAGGAGAGAGGAAGACCAGGGGCCUGGAGGAGGAACGUAUUUGGGUUUACAUACUGGUAUCGAUUCAAAGAGUACGCCAUUCCCUGGUACAUGAACAGAAGAUACAAGCGAAAGAGGUUUUACACACCCUACUUCGUUGAACCGCACAUCAGGUUACGUAUCGAGAAGUACAUGCGCGCUCAGUGCAGGAAAUCCAACAUGGAGAAGAAAAAGCUGGCCAAACUUCAAGAACGGUUUCCUCAGAUGAAGGUUCCAGCCUCCUGAAACUUCAAAGCUAUUUCCUCCGGUCGCUUCGUUGAAGAUAGACUGAAACUAUGCUUUUUAUGUACAGUAUGUGCUCUUGUAAGAUGGACAGUGACCUGACAAUGUGCAAGUAUGCUCACUUGUUCAAAGAAAAAAGAAACGUGUAACAAUAAAAGCCAGCCACUGAACGUCAACAAUUAAAUAUAGUUUUAUU